GCCAUUCCUUCCUUUCCUCGCACCUGUGACUUCUUGACCUCUCUCUCUUUUUCUCUUUCCUUCUCUGCAAAAAAUCUCGUUCUUUACCUAAGCUUUGUGUUGUAAUUUUCAUUUGCAUCUUCUUCUUGCACCUGAGAGUUUUCGAUCUUGCUCUGUGCAUUCAGGCUUCUAAUUCGCGGAUCAUCACCAAUCAGAGAAUUUAAGUUCUUGGAUUUUGUACUAAUCAGUUCAUAACGGAUCAUGCGGAAUGGUUGGUUUUUUCUUAUGGAUGUUGAUGGAGGAUCUCCAUAUAUCCUCCCCACAGAGCCUCUUCUAUCCCAAAAUUUUGGGGGUCAUUUAUUGUCCCACAUUGGGUCAUUUGUCGACAAUUCUCUCCAUUUCUCCAGAUACUUAAAUGUCCCUGGAAGUUUAGCCAUUCAAGAAGCUUUUAGUUGCAUUUCAAAGUUUGCUGGAGCUUUAUUAUUCUUGUUUUCAAGUAGGUCAAAUGGGCAUGUAAAACCAUCAGGCAGUCGUCCACAUGGCUCAAAUCCUAGAAAUUGUAAAACUUGCUCCCAAUUUAAGCAAGUUACUUCAUGUAGACAUAAUACUAUGGGGUUGCAAUUUAGUUUUAGAUCAAGAGGAGUGUCUUCUGCCCCAUUUCUUUUUGGUAAGAUAGCGAGCUCCACAAUCAGACACUUGUGCAAGGAAUUUGAACAGCUUCAAUCAAUUCCUGUGCUCUCUCUAGCUGCUGCUUUGGUUCCGCCGCUUGACAAAAACCUAUCCUCAAGGGUCCUAGCUAUCCCUCUUGAGAGUACUGAUGUAGAAAUCAAUGGCCACAUGAAUCAAGAACCGUGCUUGGAUGAGCGUCGAGGAUGUGCUACCUUUUCUUUUGUAGACAUGAAUUGGACAAGGCAAGCAGUUGAGCCAAGAACAGGCAUCGAAUUUCCGACAAUUUUGGAAUUAGCUGGAGAAAAUAACUCCAGUUUGACUUCAGAGGUCCUUGUUGGAACUGGUUCCAGGACUAUGAGAAUACUCAAAAUAAAAUCUCUGAAGGUGUAUGCAUUUGGUUUAUAUGUUCAUCCAGACUCAGUUUGUGAGAAACUGGGGCCAAAAUAUGCUUCUGUGCCUGUCAGUGAACUCAACAACCGGCAAGACUUUUUUGACGAUCUUCUCAGGAAGGACAUUGACAUGACUGUUAGGCUUGUGGUUAAUUGCAAUGGGCUUAAAAUCAAUACAGUGCGAGAUGCUUUCGAGAAGUCUCUCCGAGCUCGGAUGUUGAAGUUGAACCCUAACAGUGAUGGUCAAUGCCUAAAAUCUUUUCGUUCAUAUUUCACUCGUGAUAUUCCAUUACCUGAGGGUACAACAAUUGAUUUCCGACAAACAGCUGAUGGGAACCUAAUCACUGAAAUUGGUGGAGAACAAAUUGGAGCAGUUCAUAGCAAGGAUCUAUGCAGAGCUUUCUUUGAUAUGUACAUUGGGGAUGUACCUGUAUCAGCAGAAGCAAAAGAAGAGAUUGCCAGAAACAUUGGCAGUAUAAUGAGAAGGUGCUAAGUUGGUUGGAAUGCUGGACGCUGUUCUCUUCCUCGUCCUACUUCAGGUACAAUCCAUUAGAUGUUGAUGCAGUGAAGCAAUUGACUUCUCAUGACCAUGGAUCUAUCAUACUCACUGAGCUGAGGCAGAGUUAUUAAGAGAGUUCCAGCCGAGGGAAUGCAAGAGCUCGAUAAUUUUUUUAGGGGCAAACUUUCAAAGGCGUAGGUAGAUUUUUUUUAGAUUUCCAGCUGGUUGGAGACUGGAGAUCACGGCGGUGUUAGAUAUCUUUAGACUUGAUUACUGCUUUACUGUUACUUUCAGACUAGGGGGUUUAUCUGCAAUCACAGUCAGUGUAGCGCCCUUGUAUCUUUACAAAGGUAAAAUGAUUGUAUUGUAAUGCCACUUAAUUCACAAAUGAAUGAAGGUUUUAGGGGCUCAAAUUUUCACA
Macadamia integrifolia is the source of this 1957-nucleotide messenger RNA. Its product is annotated as fatty-acid-binding protein 2. The transcript has 11 exons. Bases 241 to 1530 code for a protein of 429 amino acids. Gene Ontology annotation, cellular component: chloroplast stroma. The record is from RefSeq and is a predicted model, not a curated record. Lineage: Eukaryota; Viridiplantae; Streptophyta; Magnoliopsida; Proteales; Proteaceae. Gene Ontology annotation, molecular function: fatty acid binding; intramolecular lyase activity.